Molecule: messenger RNA, 4822 nt
Organism: Hippocampus zosterae (dwarf seahorse)
Lineage: Eukaryota; Metazoa; Chordata; Actinopteri; Syngnathiformes; Syngnathidae
Gene: washc2c
Product: WASH complex subunit 2C
Exons: 31
Coding region: 164-4375 (1403 amino acids)
Biological process (GO): protein localization to endosome; retrograde transport, endosome to Golgi
Cellular component (GO): early endosome; WASH complex
Molecular function (GO): retromer complex binding; phosphatidylinositol phosphate binding
Source: RefSeq, a predicted model, not a curated record
CGGUUACCAAGCAACCGCAGUCAGGUGACUGUCUGCAGACAGAACAUGGCUGACCUGUCAGAAGACCAAUGAGAGAAAGGCCAAAUUGAGCAUAAUCGAUCAUUUGUUUGGCAUCUUUUCUCGUGGCAGUCCAAAGCGGUUCUUCGGGCCAGACGCGUUCAAGAUGAACGGGAUGCCAGAUGGGAUGUCGAAUAGCCCGGACGGGAGUGAGCACGUUGGAACCAAUGCUCAGGUUUGGGAAAGGCCGUGGACAGUCGAGGAGAUGCGGCAGAGCAGCGCAAACUGGUCACUUGCAGCCGACUCAGGGCUCUUCUUGUUCCUUCAAGACUUCUCUCAGAAAAUGCUGUCCAAGACGCACGAGAUGGAGAAGCAGCUGGACAGCUUGAUCCGAGACACCAAGGCCACAGAUAGCAGCCUGCAUUCUGUCUUCAACGACUUCCUCAUGCUCUCCAAUACGCAGUUUAUCGAGAAUAGAGUGUAUGAUGAGGAGAUUCAGGAACCCGCGCCUAAGACUGAUGCUGUGGAGAAGCAGGUUGAUCAGCAGAAAACACGCGAGCAGAAAGAAGCCGAGCUGAUCCCCAAGAUGCAGGAAGCAGUGACUUACGGCCUGAAAGUGCUGGAGUCUGCCUUCGAACACCUGGAUAUCAAAGCCGGAAACUCAGACUCUGAGGACGAGGAGACCAAUGACAGAUUGGACGCGAUCCUCGAGCCUAAGGACCUUUAUUUGGACAGACCGCUUCCUUUUCUGAUUGGCUCCCAGGCCUUCAUGGAACAAGAGGAUGUCGGCCUUGGCGACCUGUCUAGUGAUGAACUGUCGGUGGGCAGCGAGAGAGACAGCAUGAUUGACAGCGAAGACGGCAAAGACGCCAAUAAUUCAGAUGAGGACUUUAUACGGGAGGCUGAAGACCAUCACAGUCGUGUCAAGAAGAAGUCUUCUAUGGUGAGCUAUGAAGAGGACGAAGACGACGAUGAUUCUGACAUAUUUGGAGAGUCUGACAAAGAGGAGGAGGAUGAAGAUGGAAUGAGCGCAGGCCCAUCGUCAUUUGCCGAUGAGCUAGUUGCUAGGAUCAAGGGCGAAUUGGUUAGCAAACCAACAGAAGAUCGAGCCUCAUUGUCAUCAAACAAGAAAAGAAAAAGCAGAAAAGAAGCCAAGCCUGUGAACUCCCACGCGGCUGAAGACGACAGCGACGACAUGUUCAAGCCUCCGAAAAUGGACUCUGAUGACGACGAAGAUGACUUCUCGCCGUUUGGCGGGAAAAGCGGUCUUUUCAGUGGAGGGAAAGGCCUCUUUGAUGAUGAUGACGAUGAAGGUGAUCUGUUCUCUGAUGCACCAAAGGUUCCUCCGACCAAAGAGGAAAACUCACCAGACGAAAACAUCAAAACCACCAGUAAAGCUGCAGAGCCUGACAAACCCAUCAAGAAAAUUCCAGCUGGUGCCAUUUCGAUAUUUCCAGAUGACAACCUCUUCAGUCCAGUGGGUGACUAUAUGGCGGGCAGAGAGAAUGGAGCGCAAAGCAACAAAUCCCAAGUCACCCCGAAACCAGCCCCCGUCAGCGGGGGGCUGUUUGAUGAGGGGGAGGAUGAAGACGAUGACUUCUUCAGUGGUAAAAGCCUGAAAAAAUCUUCUUCCGCCGCACAGGUAAAAUCCAAACCUAAAAAGACCCUUGACCUUUUUGAAGAAGACGACGAGGAUGGUGACAUAUUUAGCGAGAAGGCAGCUCAGAAUAAGGAGGCGGAAGAGCCAGUUAUACCGUCAGAAAAGAAGAUGCCUGCUGGUGCCAUAUCCAUGUUUGGUCCCGCCACAAAAAGCUUACUCUCUGAAGGCCUGAAGAAACGUCAACCCUCCCCCAACGACGACUCUGAGAAAUCUGAAAAGAAUGGGCUGGCUCCAGAUGUUGGAACAGCUGUCACUCAGACCCCCAAAUCCCUUGCGAGUAGUCUCUUCUCCGAUGAUGAAGACACGCAAAUGUUUCCAACCAUCCCCAGGAGUCAGUCCGAUCACCACACGAUGAGUCAGAGCAGAAUCCACAAGCCUCAUGUGACCUUAUUUGAUGAUGACGAAGAAGAGGAUCUCUUUGCAUCUGCCUCAAAGCCAAAGCCAGCGAAAACAUAUACGCCACAACCCAGUAAAGCGAUCUCCAGCUCCCUCUUCGGUGAUGAUGAGGACCAGUGGAUAAGCCCUAAAACAAACGCUGCCAAGCAAGAGACCAAGACGGGAGGAGGAAUGAAAGCAAGCGCCAGCGCCCCCUCCAGUCUUCCCAGUGUUACUACAUCACAGAAAAGCAGCCUCUUUGACGAUGACGACGAUGAUCUGUUCGCUCCAACAAAACAGUCGAGUCACAAGAAACCCCAGAAAGUUUCUCUUUUGUUUGAGGAUGAGCAUGAAGAAGAAAAAGGAUCCUUGUUUGGAAUCAAAACAGAUGAUGGCACAAACGCAACAGCUAAACCCACCUCCCUGUUAGACAAAUCAACAGAUUCUUCAGAUGCUAAGAAGGGAGCAAAAGAGAAACCGUCAUUGCCGCAAAAACCUGCGGCGAAGCUCCCAGAGAGCCUGCCGUCGUCCGCGGAGAGUAAGAAGAAGCCCGUCGGAGCCGUUAGCCUGUUUGGAGGCAUCAACGUCCUGGCCAAAAAGCUGACAAAGAGCGUGUCGGAGGAACACAACUACGGCGACGAUAACAGCCCGCCACCGAAUGUUAAGACGCAGGAGAAAGUCAAAACGAACGCUCUCAGCCUGUUUGAUGAUGAUGAAGUGGAAGACGAGCACGAUCCCAUUUUCACCCCGAGUAGACCUCCAGCCAGAAACACCGCAAAGCCCACAGAGGAGCGGCCGCAGGCAAAGAGCACCGGCGUGUUCCUGGAUGAGGAAUUGUUGUUUAGUCCCACCCAGCAGAAGGACAACGAUCCGGACGUCGACCUUUUUGCCGUCUCAGACAAGACCACGAGCACCAAGCUCAGCUCGGCGAAGCCGACGACGCCGAGUCUCUUCUCAGAAGACGAAGAGGAUGACCUGUUUGGCUCCAGCAAGCCCCGAUCUCUGCCCCCGAAAGUAGCGGAGAAACCCAGCACGUCUAAUGACAAAGCGCUGUUAGUCAAACCAGAAACGGUUUCAGAUAUUCAGAAACCUGCACCAAGCCCUGUUGAACCAAAAGAACCAUCAUCAAGGAUUGGCAAACUUCAAGCGAGUCUAAAGAUCAAUCCCGCUGUGUUCCUCCCUGGCUCAGCCCCCAGCAUGCCGGGGGCCGUCAGUGUGCUGCCGGGUCUGGAUCCCAGCUCCUCCUCCGGAGUCUCCAGCUCCAGCAUGAGCCCCAGUCCUGCUACGACGCCGAUCGGAGCGCGGACAGACAGUGAGGCGGGAGUAAGCUUUGACGCACCGCUCCAGGUUCAGACUUUGCAGAGUGCAAAUAAGAGUCGUGUCAAAGGUUCCAUCCAUCGAAGACCACAAUCCAGAACAGCAAGGCAAGCGUCUCAAAGAACAGUGGAGGAACAAGACGACAUUCCAGCUGCGAGUCUCCCCGUUGCCUCCUCCAGCUCAUCUUCAGCCGUCCUGCCCCCGUCAGGCCACUUGAGUCAGAUUCCUACCUCACAGAACUCGGCUCCUAUUACAUCCUCGCCCUUACCGUCUCGACCUCACCCAGCUCAAAUCUCCACCAAGCCUUCAUUGCCGACGCUGCCUGUCGUCAACCACGCCAAGAAGCUGGACCCUAGUAAGGACGGCAACCAAGGCAAGGUGCUGCCUCCCCUUGAGGAGGAUGACAUUUUUGCUUCCGACAGCUUUUUCACCUCUGCCACCAAACCCCCCACCAAAAAGACCGAACAUCAGGUUGCGGCAGUACAAAAGACGGACAUAAGCAACCUCCCGUCCAUUUUCGACGACAACAGCGAUGACCUUUUCCAGACGGUGAAAGCAAAAACGGCAGCAAAGACGUCCAAGUCGUCACCCUUUAUGGAAGAUGACGACGAUGACGACGACUUCUUUGGAGUGAAGAGCAGCUCGACGGCUACGUCCACGAGCGGCCAAGACGUCAAGACCAGCGACGGUUUUCCAAAACAGGAUAUUUUUGAGGACGUUGCCGUCUUGCCUAAAGCCCACAAACGGGGCAUAGAGAAGCCCACCGAUGUCAAUCUGUUCGACGACAUCGACAUCUUUGCCGACCUGGCGGACUCUUCCCCACCAAAACAGAAGGCCAAGGCCCAGGCGGCCAGCAGGUCCAUCUUUGACGACGACAUGGAUGACAUUUUUGCACCAAGCACAGUCAACACGGCGACAAAGGCGACUCCGAAAGCAAAAACCUCGCCUCCAUCGCAGGGCACCAGCACAACAGUGGACUCGACGAACAUGUUCGACGAUCCGCUUAAUGCUCUCGGAAGAAAUUGAAGUUAAGCUGUGGAUCAACGGCGUCGUAUUUUUUUGAUUGCUGAACCCGGAAGAGAUCGGACGCACUGUUGGAAAUAUUUAUAUAUCGUUAUGAUCGAUGGCGCAUCCCAGAUUCAUCCAUUUGUUUGCAUUGCAUCCUUCUUACAUAAAAUUGAGUAAGGACUGCUAAUAAUUAGACAUGAUAGCACUUUAUGAGCGUACCCUUGUACUUAGCCUUAGCGCCUGGAGGAAUUAACAGUACCGGUAGAUUGUUUUUUUUUGGCUGUGCCAUGUUGAGAUUUCUUGUCUAUUGGUGCCAUGUCAUGCUUUUGUCAACUCGGCUCUGAAACUUUUUGACCAUAUUUUUAUCAAGAUUAAGAAAUUCACCCAUUUCUUAACUUUUGCUGUGACGAAAAAGAAAUGUCAUUUUUAUGAACUAAAAUGAAACAUAUUUUAUAGUAUCUAAAA